AAACGCUCUAUUUCCGCUGCAGCAGCGAGAAACGGGGCACGUCAAAAAAGAAAGGAAAAUGUGGACAGUUACAAACUGAGGCGCGAGAAGGAACAUAGAACUACAUAUAUUGUCUUCGUCGAGCUCGGUUGCCGGGCAGUUGUUAUUAUUUAAAGUCCCCAGACGGUUAUUUGACAGUUUAAGGGUCGUUUCGAGGUUAACUCGCCCCCCCUUGUUCGGUGGUGGUUCGCUUUGAGGAAGCAGCUAGCCAGCUGAGUUAGCUCGUUCGCUAGAGAUGGGGACGAGAGCAAGUCGCCUACAGGAGGACCCGGUUCCCUCUGCUUUCGGGAAAGAUGGCACAAAGCGGGAAUCAUAUCGGCGAUCCCGCUGUGCCAGGCCCACCAGUCUCAUGGUCGACUUCUCGGGGAGCUUCGAGGACACGGAGGCCAACCGGAGCCGAUCGGAGGAGGGCAGCGACUCGGACCUGGGACAGCAUGGGGCGAGCGCCGACGGUAGCCCCGCUGACCACCGCAACAUCCCGUCUAACAUAAGCCAAGCGUCACCUGCCGACGACAACAACAGCGAGGGGAAACCCGAGGAAGACGGCAAUAUAAGCCCGGAGCCUCCCGUGGUAGGGGAACAUCAGUCCGGAGAGGAGACAGGCCGCACGCCCCACCGCACUUUUUCCGAGCGGCUGCCCGGGAAUCGGCACUCUUCCGCCCGCAGCGUGGGCGCAAGAUCCGCCCGGGUCCGAGGCACACACCAGCGGCCGGUGUCAGAGGCUUGGAUCGGCCUGUACCGUGUUAACAACCGUCAUGGCAAUAUCCGCUGUCCUUUCUGCUCGAAGCCCUUCCCGGGGGGUCGGAUCGAGGAUCACCUGUUGAGCUGCCUCACGUCUCCUCCCCUACCGUACAAUACGGAUGUGCUCAGUAAAGACAGCGGCGAGUGCGCCAUCUGUUUGGAGGAUCUGGCACAGGGAGAGACCAUCGCCAGGCUGGCGUGCCUCUGCGUCUACCAUAAGAGCUGCAUUGACUGCUGGUGCAAGGUGAAGCCCUGCUGCCCUGAACAUCCCUUUGAUUGACUCGCGGGUCAAAUGUAUUCUGCACAGUGACCAACCCGACUCAGGAGACCACACUGAAUCCUAAUAAAAUCCAAAUAAAAAUGUGUAAUUGGACAAAUAAAAGCCCACUGUCCCUCUCAGAUGCAAACCCGUCUUUUGAGUGGAGAACAGACGAUCCUACGAAGAAGCUCCAGUUAGUGAUACCCGGCGCUCUCGUGCGGAUCGGUCCCUUUGAACUUGGUCGAGGCCAUUUCAAGCCAAAGUGCGACAGUAAAACAGCCGCUUGUUGGAACACAAGUGGAGGAGGUUCCCUUUCUAUGUUACGGCUUACGCGGAACACACAUAUAUAUAUAUAUAUAUAUAGAUAUAUAUUAAUAAAAGUCAAAUAAACAUUAUCAUCCCAGAACGAUGGAGGAUCUUGAACUUGGGGAAGGAACACAAAAGAAGUCUCCUUUGACUCCCGUGUGUUUCUCUCCCUCCAAACGAGAUUGGUCAUUUUAUCAAGUAUUUUGCAGAACGAGUGUUGUUCCAGGUCACGCAUCGGACAAAUGUUUUCUUUCCUCGGCUAACCCCAAAUGAACCAACCUCACACCGAAAGCGUGAAACGUUGCUUUGCUUAGAAGCAGCUGGAGGUUGAGGGCUUGUUUUUGGUGAAUGGGUGCGGCCGUUACUCGGUGUUUUCUUUUUACUAUUACCUGUAAACAUUUCAGGGGAAGUUUGGGGGCUAAUUGUUUUUGUUGUUGCUACUUGCUGAGUGUUUCGGAAGGUUGUAGGCUGGAGUUGGCACCAAUUUGAGCACUUUUGUCCUUCAAGGUGGAUUUUAUUUCUUUCACAUAAGGUGUGUGUGUGUGUGUGUGUGUGUGUGUGUGUGUGUGUGUGUGUGUGUGUGUGUGUGUGUGUGUGUGUGUGUGUGUGUGUGUGUGUGUGUGUGUGUGUGUGUGUGUGUGUGUGUGUGUGUGUGUGUGUGUGUGUGUGUGUGUGUGUGUUUACUGUAAAUUGCCCGAGAGUCAAGCGGGUUACCCUUUUUAAUUUUUCAAAGCUAGUCUUUAGCUACAGGCCAGCGUCCCGUUACAUGUGGCAUUAGUAUCCAACGUGUCGUCUCCUUGUACUUUGAAUGCGGUUUGGUUUUUAUCUUGUCCCCCCCCCCUCUCCCCUCUUCUCCCUCCUCAUUCGCAAACACUCUCUGGGGGUUGUCGUCCGGAUUUUUGGACCCGACCCAAAGGGACCGUUUCGCCAUCUGGUCGCAUUGAUGCCAGCUCGAGGACGGUUUAAAGGGGACGGAUGGAUUGAGGGAUGUAUUUUCUGGGCAUGUUUACACCAUGUGGCAUCUGCCUCUCUCCCCAACACCGUCGGCUAGGGACAGCUGAUGGUUAAUUAUUACAUAACUAGCCCCCCCCCCUCCCUUUUUCUUUUUAGGAUUUUAGGUAUUAUAUCAUCACAUUAUGAUCAUAAUUAUUGCUAAACGUGUUAAAUGGCUUUCCUUUGCCUUCUUGGUGUGCGUUGAUUGCCUUUGCCUGGUGAAGGGGUUCUUGUGGAAGCAGGUGUUUGUAGUGUUUUUAGGGCUGGGGUGGGAGCCCAGCAGCGAGGCUGCUCAUCAGAAGCUGUCUGACAGGUUGCACCCAGGCCAGGGGAAAGGACACGAUACAUAAAUUGAUUGCUUUUGCUGCCUCUACCACGUGUUUUUAAUCUCUGCGCACAAGUGGUAUGGAUCGGUUUCGAGGUCAGCCCGGUGCACAGGUUUCCUACUGGAUAGUUUGUUCACCCCAGCCCCCUGUCCCCUGGUGUUCUGCAGUCUGAGGUGCUACGAGGUGCUACGCCCACUAGAGGGCAGCCCUUUGCACGUUUGUCAUUUUCCGUAUUGGAGAAUAGAAAAAUAAUGCCAAAAGUCUGUCUGUGCAUUUGGGGGCAUUGUGUGUGUGUGUGAGAGAGAGAGAGAGAGAGAGAGAGAGAGAGAGAGGAAGACGAGGGGCAUUGUGUGUGUGUGAGUGUGAGAGAGAGACAGAGAGAGAGGAAGACGAGGGGCAUUGUGU
This is a messenger RNA of Cottoperca gobio, 3069 nucleotides long. Its product is annotated as E3 ubiquitin-protein ligase znrf2. NCBI's taxonomy places the organism in Eukaryota, Metazoa, Chordata, Actinopteri, Perciformes, Bovichtidae. Gene Ontology annotation, molecular function: ubiquitin protein ligase activity. The record is from RefSeq and is a predicted model, not a curated record. Gene Ontology annotation, cellular component: cytoplasm; intracellular membrane-bounded organelle; membrane. Gene Ontology annotation, biological process: protein K48-linked ubiquitination; proteasome-mediated ubiquitin-dependent protein catabolic process. The transcript has 5 exons. The coding region runs from base 275 to 1060 and encodes 261 amino acids.